AAGAGAGGAAAGCAAACCGGGGAAAGCAAGAUAUCAGGGGAGCCGGAGAAGGGAGAAGAGAGAAGAGAGAAGAGAGAAGAGUGUCCAAAGAGGUAGAGGUGAAGAAGAUUUUUGCGUAAAAAUCCCUCCUUUUUCUGAUUUCUUGAAGGAUUCCAAGGAGAUCGAUUUAAUACCUCGGAGGGAUCGGUUUUCUGGGCUUUCCUGGUGAAAAUCCGUUAAAAAACGGCGGAGAUCUAUUAACGAGAUCGGUUCCCGGUGGAGAGAGUGCUAGGAGGAUGGGAAGAAGCGGGAAGAGGUGAUCUGAUUGGAUGAAAGAGAUCGAAGGGGGAGAUGGAGAGGAAUCGGGAAGCGAGGAGAGGAACCAUGGCAGCUGUGAACGGUGGGUUGUCGAGGAGGAGGCAGAGGAGCAGCAGCUUGAGAGACUCCCCUGAGGAGGAUGGAGGGAUUGAGAUGGCCGAGACGACGAGGCUUCGGGAUCGAGGGAGCAAAAAGGAUCGAGAUCGGGAUAGAUCUAGCCGGAGCAAGAGGAGGAGAGGCGAGCGGAUGCUGCAGGGGAGCAACAGAGACGAAGGAGAUGACAGCUCUGAAGAGAGCGUCGAGGACGAGGAGGAGGACGAGGAGGACGACAUGUCCGUGGCGGUCCGGCUUCCGCCGCCGCCGCCGCCGCCGCCGAAUCCGGCCUCCUCCACGUCUUCCUUGCCUCAGAGCAACCACUAUCACAACCACCAGCAGCAGAACCGGAAGAGUUUCCCAACCAAGGUCGCGACGAGGUCUCCGCCUGCCUGGAAGGCCGACGAGAUGAUUGGGUUCUUGGUGCCGAGAAAAGCCCGGUCAGCAGCUACGAAAAGGUCACAUGAAUAUUGGGUUUCAGGUGGCUCUGGAAGUGGAGAGCAGAUUCCACGGCAAGCUUCGGCCUCUCCAUCGAGGCUCAGCCCUGCCUCCACCACCCAGAUCUCACCAUCCUCCAACGCCUCCGCUCGCAAGAAGCUGAAACCGAUUAGUGGACCGAAGCACCGGCCCCCCAAGGUCUCCAAGUCGCCGUCUUUGACUCAGGAGGAUAUCGAGAUCGAAGUCGCUGAGGUGUUGUAUGGGAUGACGAGGCAAUUCCAAUGCCCACCGAAGCAGGAGACCUCCAAGAUUGAUUCCAAGGACACAAAUGGUGGGUCGGGCAAUGAAGCCAAAUCCAGAGUUUCCUCUCCGAGCUCGAUCUCCCCUGCUCCUCCAGCAUCUCAACCAUCUGUUCUUCCGCCCUCCAAUUCUAACUCUAACCCCAAUUCCUUGCCCGCUGCUGCUCCAAAGAAGAAGAAGCCAAGGCCUGUGAAGUUUGAGGAGGAAAACCCCUCGAGUCCGGCGGGCCCACUCGCACCAGUGACUUCUAAGAUGGAGCCGGAGCACCAGAUGAAGGCAGGCGCUUCGUCUCCCAGAUCAGAUAAGAGCACCGCAUCUCCAAUCACCAAAAACGGUGGUGGUUCAAUUGAUGUCGCUGCCCCUUCGGUUGCAGCAGCCCCCUUGGAUGUACAACAGGAAUCAGCAAGGGUUGAAAAUAAUCCAGUUCCUGAUUCGAAGCUUUUGAAGGGUGAACCAGAUAGCCAGAAUCGGAUGGAGAGCCAGAAAGAACCUAAUCCCCCCGCGAAGGAAACUACCUGUGCUGAUUUGGAUGUCAAUCGUAGUGAAGAAACUAAAGCCAAAGCAAAGACGGCUCCAACAAUUGAUAGCCGUCGGGAAGAGAGAUUCUGCAUCGAUCUAAUGGCUCCCCCCCCCGGGAAGUUAUCUCCAGAAAGGGACAGCUUGGGCGAAUUCAAUGUAGAUCAUAGGUCUCAGGGUCCACAGAUUGAAUUGGAGUUGAAAGUGAACAUGGAGAAGAAAGAAGAAAAGGCAACGGAGAAAGUAGCAAAAGUAGACGAAAUGGUUCUGGAGGAUAGGAAGGUUGACAAGUCCACGCAGGAGGAAUUCGAUUUAAAGAAGCAGAUGGUGAAGGAGAGGACUGUUGACCUGCAGAUUGAUCUGGAGAAGCCGGAUAAGGACAUCCUCAGCAGCAGCAAACUCCAACUGCAGAAGCAGCAAGAAAGGUCACCCAAGGUCGAGCCUAAACAUGAGAAGCCUGCUCCAUCGGCAUCACCCCCUGCUAUGCCAAUGACAAUUGCAGGGUGGCCAGGAAGCCUUCCUCCUUUUGGGUACAUGGGUCAAGUUCCAUCUCUGCACGCGGUCGUUCCCAUGGAUGGGGCUUCAGGAGCUUCCAAUAGCUUACAGCCUCCCACCUUCCUCUCGCCGCAGCCUCGCCCAAAGCGCUGUGCAACACACUGCUAUAUCGCACAGAAUAUAUCUUACCACCAGAAAAUUUCAAGGAUGAAUCCUUUCUGGCCUGCAGCAGCUGGCGCUACACCCCUGUAUGGAGCCAAGGCAUACAAUCUCAGUGUCGUGCCUCCUUCAGAUGGGAGGACCAUGGCCUCCUUUCAAGAUAACAAGGGGGCACCAAUAGUAGCAGCAUUUACAGGACCACCCUCCCACGAGAGGAUGCCUGCAGCAAAUAAUGCCACCACCGAAGCUGCCCAAAAGAAGCAGCUAGUCCUCCAGCAGAUGCCCCAGUCUGGAUCAGCAGCCAAUAUGCUGCAUGGCCCCACAUUUAUUUUCCCUCUCAACCAGCAGCAAGCAGCCGCUGCCGCCCGACCUGGAGCGUCAAAAUCUUCUCCAGGGGCUGGCGGUGGGGGAGGAUCUUCUGGUGCCGCUGCUUCUGCAGUAGCGACCAAUGGAACUGGUGGUGGAUCAGCAGCUACGAUGAACUUAAGCUUUAAUGGCCUCCCCUCAAACGAGGCUCCAUAUCUGGCGAUACUACAGAACGGUGCAUACCCAUUUCCUAUCCCUGCACAUGUCGCCGGACCUCCAACCUUCAGAGGAGCAAACAGUGCCCAGGCAAUGCCUUUCUUCAAUGGGCCUUUCUACGCUUCUCAGAUGCUUCACCCAUCGCAGCUUCAACAGCAGCAGCUGCUGGGACCACAGCAACCUCCCCACACCACCCAACCAGGCCACCAGCACACAAGCACAUCUAGUGGAUCCUCAUCCUCCCAGAAGCACCCACAGCCACUGCAGGCUCCGGGCGGUGGGACCACUGGUGCUGGUGGAAGCACUAAUGGGUUUCCAGCAAUAAACCAGCGGCAGCACUUGCUGCCCCACCACGCUAGGCAGCAGGAGGGCAAUAAGCCUUCGGAAGAGAGCCCAUCAACCACAGAUGGAAGGAAUUCUCAAGCUCAGAAGAAUGUCUAUGCGCACAACUUUGCCGUGCCGAUUUAUCCUCAGAAUUUUGCCUUGAUGCCUGCAACUGCCACGGCAGCAGCAUUGGGCAGCGGUGGGGGCCACAGUGAUAAGCAGCUUAUGCAGCAGCAGCAGCAGCAACCUCAGCAGAACCACGGUAUGAAAGUGGAAUUCACAUCCUCACAAGCUUUUGCUAUGCCGUUUGCCUCCUUCGGCGGGGUCGCUGCUGCUCCAUCAGGCCUUGAUUUCUCUUCCAUGGCACAAAACCAAGCUAUCUUUCAGGCCCUACCUGAAGCCGCUAGACAUGGAUACAACCAGAUCGCUACAGCAGCAGCGGCUGCGGCUGCGGCUGCGGCUGCAGCUGCGGCUGCCCAAGAAGCACAACAGAAGAAGACCCACCCCGAGGAUGGGAAGUCUGGAGGUGGAGAAUCAAUGGGUCCAAAUGCUGUUGGUCAGGACGAAAGGAGGAUGAUCACUGGCAGCAAAGGUCCAGGUACUGGGUUACAACAUUCCUUUAGCUUCUCUAAACCAGAUGGUGGACCUCCCUUCUCUUCCAUGCUUGGCAACAAUGUCAUAGACAGCUCAUCUCGGACUGUCGGUCUCAUUCCGGCUCCAGCAAAUCGUUCUUCUGGAACUGCUUCCACAACCACUUCAGCUGCUGCAGUGCCAAUAAUUAACAUUCCCAAUUCUCAGCAGCUGCAGCAGCUGCAGCAGCAGCAGCAGCAGCAGCAGUUUCUUCAAGUUCAUAAGCAGCACCAGCAGCAGCUUGCAUCAUCCCGCACCAAGUCCUCUGGCUCAAGCAAUAAUGCCAGUGUUGGCUCUGAGCGUCUUCCUGCAGGCUCUACUGCAACCAAGUUUCCUCAAUCCUUGGCUGGCUUUCCUCAAUCUCUCAUCCAAGGUGGCAUCUCCUCCCAGUCACCCCAGUGGAAGGCCUCUACUACUAGAGCGGCAACAACUGCCCCGGUCCAAUCCUCUGUUCCAACAGUGGUGAAGAACAAUCCUCCCCUCCAGCAGCAAGGCAGAGCACCUCAACAAUCUUGUCCUGCUCAAAGCCACCAAACUCAGAUUACUUUCGGUGGGAAUUCAGUGAAAGCAGUGCCUGCUGGGGGGACGAGCAACCCAUCAUCCUCUUCUGCUUCUGCCAUUACCAUUGGUUCUCCCCCAAAUUCAGUGUCCAAGAGUGGUAAUGGAAGCCCACCGGCUUCUGCUAGUGUGAAACCCAGUUUGUCGUCCGCCACGUUGCCGCUGCCUCAACAAUCAUCUGUCAAGGGUUCUGCAUCGAGUUCAGGCCAGAAGUCUUCUCGUGUUCACAAUCGAAAUGUACCCUCAAUACUUGGCCACCCGCAAAUUGAUCCUGGCCCCAAUUCGAGCACGAAACCACAACAGCAGGAAGCUCAGCAAGUACAGAAGCAGCAGCAACCAUACUCUCAAGCUCAAUUCUUCUUCCCGAGUGCUUACAUGCAAACCCAGUCUCAUCAGUCCAGUCCUUAUCAAAGACGCCCAUCUGAGCAACCACCAUCUCAGCAAGCGCAGCAGCAAUCAAACUCGACUCCAGGCUCUUCUGGGAUGAUGGCCCUUGGUUCCUCUGCUGUAACAUUAGCAGGUGCCUCCCCCAUGACCGAUCCUGUAAAGGCUGUUGCAGCUGCUGCUGUUGCUGCAGCAGCUGCUGCCAAUGGCAUGAAAGUGAUGCCUCCACCAGGCUUUCUUCAUCCUGCUCAUCUUGCUGUGGCUGCCCAGUCUGCCUCCGGCGCUCCCCACCCUCUUAUGCCUGCCUCAUUUCCUUACAUGUCUGUGCCGGCCGGGCCCCUGAAGCCUGCAUCCGAUCGGAAGCCUGCAGCCGGAAAUGACAAUUUGCAUGCGUGCUGGCAGCCUGAGAAGAGAUGAUGAGAAGAUGGCGAUUGCUGCCACUGAAUGGACUGCUGAUGCUCGGAGGCGCACCAGCGGAGUUCAUCCAUUCUUGUUUCUCCCAAGGGUGCCAGUGAUGUGAGAGGACCUGGGUGGCAUGCCUACGGUUUUGGAAAGAAGGCUGUCCCCUUCUACCCUUUCCUGCCCCCUCUUCAUCUUUUGCUAUUUUUGCUGCUUGGUGAAGUGCUUCGAAGAGAAGGAUGCAGGAGGAGAGCACUAAAGCAAAGGAUUGGUGGUCGGCCACCAUUGGCUGAAAAAGAUGGGCCAGCUUUACCUUUUCUUUUUUGAAACUCGGGUAAUGGCUUUGAUUCCCCCCUCUGUUUUCUUACUCUAGAACUAGGGAGAGGUAGGGACAGAGUGGGCAGUGAACAGUUUGGAGAAGAAAGAAAUCGGAUUCGCAGAUGUGUAUUAGAUUUCCUACUGUCUCAGUUUUUCCUUGUGCGGCGGUCAAAAUGCCCACCACCACUCCCUCUUAUCUCUAUUUUCUUUUUCUUUUUUUUUUUGUUUAAAGAAGAAAUAGUGAAGAUGAUUAAUUUAGUUUCUUCCAGCUCCCUUAUCUUAAUGUUUC
Messenger RNA from Elaeis guineensis (African oil palm), 5722 nucleotides. The record is from RefSeq and is a predicted model, not a curated record. Lineage: Eukaryota; Viridiplantae; Streptophyta; Magnoliopsida; Arecales; Arecaceae.